Molecule: messenger RNA, 1317 nt
Organism: Chanos chanos (milkfish)
Lineage: Eukaryota; Metazoa; Chordata; Actinopteri; Gonorynchiformes; Chanidae
Gene: mettl8
Product: methyltransferase 8, methylcytidine
Exons: 9
Coding region: 1-1317 (438 amino acids)
Molecular function (GO): tRNA (cytidine-N3)-methyltransferase activity
Source: RefSeq, a predicted model, not a curated record
AUGGGAAUCAGACGAGUGUUGCGUCUGUCUGUGGAACCCUUGGUACAGUGUUUGACAAAGGUUCCCCACAGACUCAGCAGCCGAAAACCCCCUGUACCCCUCGGGGCAAGACUUCUCACCAACCCUGAAGAUAUCUUUCAGAAUAACAUGUGGGACCAUGUCCAGUGGACAGUGGAAGAGAGUGAAAAUGCCAGACUCAAAGCUGAGGAAAAUUCCAGAGAACGGAUUCCAAUGGAAGAGCAAGUGAAAUACGACAGAGAUGCCCAUAAGUACUGGGAUGGCUUCUAUGGCAUGCACCAGAACAAGUUCUUCAAAAACCGCACGUGGCUUUUCAACGAGUUCCCAGAGCUUUUUCCACCAGGCUGUGUGUGGAGAGAGGCUGAGCAGGAGACUGGGAGUGCCGUGGCCAGUGAGACUGGGAGUGCCGUGCCCAGUGAGACUGGGAGUGCCGUGCCCGGUGAGACUGGGAGUGCCGUGGCCGGUGAGACUGGGAGUGCCGUGCCCAGUGAGACUGGGAGUGCCGUGCCCGGUGAAACUGGUGGAGAAACUCAGGGGAAGACAAGGGAAGCUGUGGUCCAGCAGUGCACCGUCUCUGUCUGUGAGGACUCACACUGCCACACUGUCCCACGGCCCGCACGGUCACCAGGACACGACCACACUGUCCUACGGCCUGCACGGUCACCAGGACACGAUCGCGCUGGCCCCGGAGAGCAGGCCCUAUUCAGGAUCCUAGAGGUUGGGUGUGGAGCAGGAAACAGUGUGUUUCCCAUCAUCAGGUCCAUUAAAGGGAGUGAGGCGUUCCUGUAUUGCUGUGACUUCUCCCCGCGUGCUGUACAGCUCCUCAAGGAGCACCCUGAGUACGACUCCUCUGUGUGCCACGCGUUUGUGCAUGACGUCUGUGAGGAGUCGGUCUGUUUUCCCUUCCCUCCCCUCAGCCUCGACGUUAUUCUGCUGGUGUUCGUGCUCUCAGCCAUCCACCCCCAGAGGGUACAGGCAGUUGUCAGGCGUCUGGCCUUGUAUCUGAAGCCUGGGGGAGUGCUGUUGUUCAGAGACUAUGGCCGACAUGAUUUAUCACAGCUCCGAUUUAAAAAAGGACAGUGUUUGUCAGACAAUUUUUACACAAGACAAGAUGGAACUUGUGCUUACUUCUUCACUAAAGAUGAAGUGCGUAGUUUGUUCACCUCUGCUGGUUUGGAGGAGGUUCAGAACUUGGAGGACAGACGCUUACAGGUGAACAGGAGGAAGAAAUUGGUGAUGCGCAGAGUUUGGAUUCAGAGCAAGUUUCGCAAGCCACACCCCUCACCGCUGCCAGCCUAA